ACGGAGAUAAAAAUUCGUACCCCUUCAUGGUCAGUGCUCUCAAUGUCAAAAAAAAAUCCAGCAUUCCGCUCUGGCAGGGACACUUGUUUCUUUGUUCACUUGUCAACUUGUGAAAAUGAAGGACAGCUUUUCUUUCAAGGCCAAGGAUAUGAGCAAGUCAUAAGAGAUGCUUCAGAUAAACCACCAAUGGAUGUGCAGGUUACAUGCAACGUCUCCAGCCUUGAAUGUGGUCAAUUAGCACUCAUCAUCAUUCCCAGUCUCCUGGUUCUUAGCACACUGACUAUCGUAUCUCGGAUAAUAUGGAGCUUCUUAAAAAAGAAAUCAGUUCUGAGGUCCUCGGCAGCGUCUUUCGAUCGAAAUGGUCUUCUGCCUGGACACAAAGCUCUGAGCUCAUGGGAAAUGCCCGCCCACUGCAUCCUGGAAGGGGUGGAGUUCCUGAAAAAUGGCCGAUAUGGGGCUACCUGCAAGGGCCAGUUGAAACGAGAUGGAGUUGCCACUGCUGUGGUAAUUAAAAUGUUCAGAGGAAGUUCAAACAGUCAGGAGGCAAAAGUGUUUGUGGAGUUGGCCUUGUUCUACUCAACAGUUUGCAAACACGACAAUCUGGUGCGCAUGCUGUACUGCCAGACACAACGAUCUCCCAUGUACAUGGUUUUCGAGAUGAGCACUCCUGGAAAUCUGCUACAUUUCUUAUGGAGCCUUCGAGAGGGUGGACAUGGGAAGUGCCAUCAAGAACAGUCUUUUUCAGAGAGAUCUGUGUAUUUAGUGGCCAAACAAGUGGCAACCGGUCUGGACUACCUGCUGUCAGAGCACAGGCUUGUGCACGGGAACGUCGCGGCACGCAGCAUGCUGAUUGGCUCCGGGCUUCUGGUGAAAGUGUCCGGAUUGGACUCGGCUUUCGAGUCGAGGCAGAUGGAGACGGAGACAGUGGGAAAGAAAGGGACAGAAGGAGUGCCUCUGAAGUGGCAGGCACCAGAGAGACUACUCAGACUUCCUGUUACAGCCAGGAGUGAUGUGUGGUCCUUUGGAGUGCUCCUCUAUGAGUUGAUAACUUUAGGUGCUCCUCCAUUUCCUGAACUGGAGCCAUCGGAGACGUUCCUCCAGACAUUGGCCAAUUACAAGCUAAAAAGACCUCCAAACUGUGGAGGGGCACUGUUUGACCUCAUGAAAUAUUGCUGCAUGUGGAAUUUUAAGGAUCGCCCGGCUUAUUCUGCUAUCAUCAAACUGCUGGAGUCGUACAUCCACCUGGCUGAUGCUAAACCCCUCAGUGCAACACAACACAUGGACAUUUCUGAAUACAGAACGAAGGCAGGAGUUCCACCUUGAGUUUUCAGUGCGUACAUAAGGCCGUAUUCAGAACUGGCAACUUAAGUCCAAAUGUAAAGUCAAUAUUUAAAUGGGGAAAGUUGUUUGUAGCUGUUCAGAGACUGGUUAUGCAGUUGCUCAAGUCAAUUUUCUGGCCUCCAAGCAUCUGAGAUGGGUUUUCAACCACAUCUAUACUACUACCUUUAAAUACAAGCGCCUGCCUUUACACCUGAUAAAAAAAUAUAUGACUGAAGAGCAAGAGUCAAAUGUAAUAUGAUGUAACAUAAAAGCAAGGGACAAUAUCUAAUAAGAACCCAGUAUAUUGCCAAAAAAUUUUUUUUGCAUGAAUUGUCCUAGUUUAGAAAAUUUGGUUUCAAUAUGGCUUCCACCCUCAUUAUUCGGCAGCUUAUAGAAUAGCACUUGAUCCAGCACAUGCUAUUAUUUUGCUUUGUUUUUUAAAUCAUGGGUUGACUAAAUCGAGGUCAUAAAAUCAAUGUGUAUGUGGAGCAGGCUAUUUUUAUCAUGCCUUUAUGUUCGUUUGUGUAAUUACUAAUAUAAUGUCAAUAUUUUGUAAAUUCAGUGCACUCUCCUGUAAAGAAAACAUGCACAAGAUUUGAAAAAUAAGCUGACUGAGCUCUCUUCUGCUAUGCUUGCAGUAUUAUUUAUAAUUUUAUUGAUAAAAAUUUGGUCUUCAAGAUAAACAUUGUCUUGAAUUAAGAUGCUAUGAUGUCUUUGGUGUGAAAAAACAAACCUUCUUGUGCACUAUAAAAGGAUGAUAUUAUUUAUUAA
This is a messenger RNA of Pangasianodon hypophthalmus (striped catfish), 2091 nucleotides long. Its product is annotated as tyrosine-protein kinase STYK1. The transcript is spliced from 10 exons. Gene Ontology annotation, molecular function: transmembrane receptor protein tyrosine kinase activity; ATP binding. Gene Ontology annotation, cellular component: signaling receptor complex. Lineage: Eukaryota; Metazoa; Chordata; Actinopteri; Siluriformes; Pangasiidae. Bases 43 to 1323 code for a protein of 426 amino acids. Gene Ontology annotation, biological process: protein phosphorylation; multicellular organism development; cell surface receptor protein tyrosine kinase signaling pathway. The record is from RefSeq and is a predicted model, not a curated record.